AUGCCCCACAAGUUCUACCAUGGCCACACUGGUCGUGUCUGGAACGUCACCAAGUGCACCAUUGGCGUUGAGGUCAACAAGCAAGAACAAGGAAUAUCAGUUCUUGACAAUGCAAUUGUAGUUUGUACCCAAGCAAUAGAGCAACACAAGGGGAAACUUACUGUGAAGGAGGCAUCCAGAGCCGUGAGUGAACGGGAUGAUAAAUUACUUGCUGAGCACAUGGCUAAAUUACAAAAUGCAAAUGAGGAGGUGAGUGGUGACGAGGACAGCGAGGAAGAGGAAGACACGGGAAUGGGGAAGUUGAUAUGGAGAACGCCGGUAGUGGGAUUACAGAGUGAAAAUGCGGCACAGAUACUGACAAUUAUAUUUUUUUGA
Messenger RNA from Ziziphus jujuba (common jujube), 375 nucleotides. RefSeq names its product eukaryotic translation initiation factor 2 subunit alpha homolog. Lineage: Eukaryota; Viridiplantae; Streptophyta; Magnoliopsida; Rosales; Rhamnaceae. The record is from RefSeq and is a predicted model, not a curated record. Gene Ontology annotation, molecular function: ribosome binding; RNA binding; translation initiation factor activity. Gene Ontology annotation, biological process: translation. The coding region runs from base 1 to 375 and encodes 124 amino acids. The transcript has 3 exons. Gene Ontology annotation, cellular component: eukaryotic translation initiation factor 2 complex; eukaryotic 48S preinitiation complex; ribosome.